AUUCUGCCCCGCUCAUCGAACCAGAGCCAGUCAUGAUGGAUCCCCGUAUUCUGAUUGGAGAUGCACCACUCGAUGCGGAGCCUGUCGCGCCAGGAUCGGCUACCACACUCCCACAGCUCUUCCAACACAUGGCGAAAACACAGCCUAACAGCAUCGCGUAUUCCGUUCAGACUGGAACCGGCCUUCAUACAACCACCUACGCUGAGGCAGAUGCCAUAGCUGCCUCAUUGGCGACUCGCAUCGCUGCUCUUUCUCACCAUGUCGAAGAUGACAGAGUACCAACAGUGGCAAUUUGGCUAGAGAAAGGUCUCGAGCUCAUCCUUGCUAUUCUUGCCACGACAUAUUCUGGCGCCACAUGGCUACCUCUGGAUCCCGACGUUCCUGCAGAGCGUGCUGCCAUCUGUAUCAUCGACGCUUCGGUCUCCCUGGUCAUUAGUGACAUGGCACACUCUGACAAGCUCCGGGAAGUACAAGAGCGAGUUGCCAUAGCGGAACGAGACGCUGCGACUGGAUGUAUUCGAUAUCAUGGGUUCUCUGAGUUGAUUGACGAAGCACAAACACCACUCGCCUUGAACACACAAAGUACAGCAUUGUCUGGUCCGCGGCCCCACGAUGCAGCCUAUCUCAUAUACACCUCUGGGACCACUGGAACACCAAAAGGCAUCGCCAUUCCCCAUUCUGCGGCGCUGAUAUUCUCUCUCAGCGAGCAAAAAGUCUUGGAAACAAGUCCGCAAGACAUUGUUUGGAAUGGCUUUAGCCCAGCGUUCGACAUGUUCGUUGAAGAGAUGUGGGUCACAAUCGCUGGAGGCGGCCAUCUUGCUAUAGGUACCCGAGCGGAAUGCAGAGAUGUACCAGCCUUGCCUGCUGUCUGGGCAAGUCGCGGAGUCACUCUUGUCAACGCGGUUCCAACUCUGAUCGGUAUCAUGAAUAUCGCGCGGACCGAUGAUGGGGGUUCUCUGCUCCCAUCUCUCGUUCGUCUGAUCAAUCUAGGCGGAGAAGCUUGCCCGCCCGCGUUGGUGAACCGGAUCGCAAGGCCUGGUCUUCGUAUCAUAAACACAUAUGGUCCCACCGAGACCACCGUGACCGCAACUUGGGAUGAGCUUCGACCUGAUGUUCCAGUCACUAUCGGCAAGCCACUACCAGGAUAUCAUGCUUGUCUUCUUCCUGUCUCAGACGACUCUUCAUUGGCGACUUGCGAACCUCUUGAGUGGCGUGAAGGAGUUGAGGGGGAGCUUGCCAUAGGUGGUCCCUGUGUUGGGCUUGGCUACGUUGGACGCCCUGACUUGACGUCUCAAAAAUUCAUCUCUCAUCCUCUGAAAGUUGGCACUGGGGAGAGAUUGUACCGCACCGGAGACCUUGUGAAAACGCAGGCGGACGGGAAGAUAGUAUUUCUUGGACGUAUUGACACGCAAGUGAAGCACCGUGGUUUCCGCAUCGAACUCGGGGAGAUCGAGUCGCGACUGUACGCCGUACCGGAUGUACAAGCUGCAGCUGUUAUAUUGGCCAAUGCCAACUCGGAGUCCGCUCGUCUAGAGGCGUUCGUAGUCCUCAGCGAAGGUGCUGUCCCCGAUACUGUCGCCAUCAGUCAGAUUGCAUUUGAUAGCUUGCCAUCCUAUAUGCGGCCAGAAGGGACGUUCUUCCUUCGGUCGCAUGAGAUGCCUCGACUACCAAGUGGCAAAAUCAAUGCGAAAGCCCUGCAAGGGAUUUCUGCUCGAAUCCAUGCUGAAAGAGCAGAUGCGCAGGCUGCCCGGCACAACGAGGACGACGACAUCGACUCAUUGGGCUCCAUCCUUCCAGCAGAUGGAGUGUUAGGUCUGAUGUUGACCACUUUAUCGCCACUGUUCCCACAAGUUCGCAUCAAGCCUGACAGCGACAUCUUUAACGAUUUAGGCGGUCACUCGCUGAUAGUAGCAAUCUUAGUGUCGCGACUGCGUCAGGCACAGCUUGGUAUGGGCAAUACUCGACCUUUUGCUUCUAUAGGUCUCGCCGACAUUUACGAAGCGAGAACUCCUGCCAACAUCGCGUCUCGUUUUGAUAUCUCCCCGAGGACUAAAAGCCCUUACGUUGACAUCAACGAGGUUGACUCGCUAUACGAUGAUGAGGGUACUGGUCCUUGGACCGGAGAAUACCUACCAAUAUCACAAGCGAAAUUCGUGCUCUGCGGCAUAGCUCAGAUUCUACCGCUGCUUUUCAUCUUCUUCUUGCAGUCGAUCGAGAUUCUGGUUCCUUAUCUGCUCUUCGACUUCCACGCGGUCGCUGGCAGAAUCGGCUUUGCUAUCUUGACAGCCUACGCAGUAUUCGUGGUGAUCCCACCUGCUCUGAGUGUUGUGGCCAUUACAAGCAAAUGGUUGAUUCUUGGAAGAGUGCGACCAGGUGAGCACCCACUAUACGGUGUCUACUAUUUUCGCUGGUGGCUGGUGGAUCGCGUGACCUCAUUGGCAAACCCAAAGUUGAUCGCGGAUUCUGGACUCUACCCCUUCUUUCUACGAGCGAUGGGAGCGAAAGUUGGACGGUUUUGCCAUCUUGGCGCGCUGCAGAUUGGCCCCUGUCACGAUCUUGUCGAGAUAGGAGACGACGUUGUCAUAGGAGGCGAUGUCUUGCUCGGUGUAUCUACCAUCGAGAGGGGAAAAUUGAUCCUUAGGCGAAUCGUCAUCGAGAAUGGUGCAAGUAUUGGAUCUCGUUGCGCGAUUGAAGGUGGCACGACUGUUGGCGAGGAAGCAGAAGUCGCGUCGCUUUCUCUUGUACCUUCUGGCAUGACAAUUCCUAGCUUCCACCGCUUCCAUGGAUCACCUGCACGUCUUGACAGGAUUAAAAACGCAGACGACUCAGCACGACCACAAGACACCAGACCGUCGAAAGCUCGGGCAACAGCCAUGCUUCUUGGGAAUGGGCUCAUCGCGUUUCUGGUGUUGCCACUAUUGUACUUUCUUCCUCAAAUCCCUGGACUGAUUCUAUUCGAUGUACUCGAUAUUCGAACCAUUAGCGGAUGGCAACAGGUUGCAAUUCUCUCGAUUCCAAUUACCUUUGCUUACCAGGUCCUGGUAUUUGCACAGCUAUUGGUCUACCGCCAUCUUUUCCUCGGCCGUCUCAAGGAGGGUUCUUACAGCAUCUACAGCAUGUUCUUCCUUCGUAAAUGGUUCAUCGAUCGAUUGAUGGACCUUGCAUUGGACGUUCUUCACCCGGUCUUCGCUACCCUCUACAUUGUUCCCUUUCUAAGAGCACUCGGAACCAAGAUUGGCAAGCGUGCUGAAAUCUCGACUGCUCGCAAUGUCCCAUUCGAGCUACUGGAAAUUGGUGAAGAAAGCUUCGUUGCCGACGCGGUUAUCAUGGGAGAGGGUGUGGUGAGAAGAAACCAGGUAACACUCAAGAAGACCAAACUCGAACCCCGUGCUUUCGCAGGCAACGCAUCCGUGCUUCCUCAGGGUACAACACUAGCGUCAGGAACCCUACUUGGUGUGCUGUCCAUAGCCCCUCCUGCAGACACGCCCAUGGCAAGCAACAGUUCAUGCUUUGGAUCUCCGCCAGUCCUGAUGCCCAAUCGUCAGCGAGCUGAGGGCCACGAGGACAGUCUCCUCUUCCGACCUUCUGGUGGUCGUAUUGCUGCACGACUGCUUAUCGAAGGUCUCCGCAUCGUGAUACCGCGCGCCAUCAUAAUCUUCGGCCUUGGUUUUGGACUGCAAAUUGCUCACGACGGCUACCACAAGAUUGGUGCAGUUCGCACUCUACUCAUGCUACCACUCUUCUAUCUGUUCCUCUUCGCUUUACCUGCCUUGACGUUCACAGCUCUGAUUAAAUGGAUUCUCAUCGGUCGCUACAAACCAGCCGAGUGGCCUCUUUGGAGUCUUGACGUCUGGCUGAGCGAAGCUGUCACAAGCACCUGGGAGACUCUCACUGAGCCUUUGCUAGCAUCCCAAUUGGUCGGAACGCCUUAUCUAGCCAUGUGUUUCCGCCUCAUGGGCGCUUCCGUUGGCUCACGAGUAACGCUGUUCUCCAGCGACAUUACAGAAUAUGACUGUGUCACUUUUGGCGAUGAGUGUAUUGUCAACCAAAUGUGUGGUGCGCAGACUCAUCUCUUCGAGGACCGCGUUAUGAAGGUUGGCAAUGUAUCUGUUGGACGCCGAGCUUGCCUCAAGACGUUCUCCGUCUGUUUGCCAGGGAGUAGAGUUGAGGAUGGGGCGCAGCUUGGAAGCUUGUCGCUGCUCAUGAAAGGAGAAGUGUUACCACAAGGGACAGCAUGGGAGGGUGCGCCUGUUGUCCCGCGCGCAAGAAGAGCAGGUUCAGGUAAUGCGUCCGGUUCGAGCGGCGACGUGCGACUAUCGGAGCUGUAA
Messenger RNA from Aureobasidium pullulans EXF-150, 4328 nucleotides. RefSeq names its product Non-ribosomal peptide synthetase C-terminal. NCBI's taxonomy places the organism in Eukaryota, Fungi, Ascomycota, Dothideomycetes, Dothideales, Saccotheciaceae. Gene Ontology annotation, molecular function: phosphopantetheine binding. The record is from RefSeq and is a predicted model, not a curated record. Bases 33 to 4328 code for a protein of 1431 amino acids. Gene Ontology annotation, biological process: secondary metabolite biosynthetic process; amino acid activation for nonribosomal peptide biosynthetic process. Gene Ontology annotation, cellular component: cytoplasm. The transcript has a single exon.